Durio zibethinus is the source of this 2516-nucleotide messenger RNA. The record is from RefSeq and is a predicted model, not a curated record. NCBI's taxonomy places the organism in Eukaryota, Viridiplantae, Streptophyta, Magnoliopsida, Malvales, Malvaceae.
UUGUCUUCACUUCGAAUUUAUUGUAUUAACAAUUUAAAGCCCAUGGUGGUAAGCUACGUUAAUGGCUUCCAACCACCAACCAACUUUAUAUUGAAAAAAAAAAAUACUACAAAUAAUAUACUCUUUUUGUAUUCAUAUAUGCUAAUAUGCUAUAUAACAAUGUCUCAUUCUCCGUGAGUUUUUCACCUUCAAGGUCCUUUCCUUUCAAGAAAGUGCAACCAAAUCUUUUCCCUGUUCACACUUUUUCACUUUUUUUGUUCUUCAAGUCAUUGCAUUAUACAAUAAUUUCAUUUUUGUUUUUCAUUACUUUUUUUGAGGGUGGCGUUUACUCACUCAAAGCUUUUUUUUUUUUUUGGUCUGAUGGGGUUCUUGGUUGGUGAGCUACAAUACAGCUGCCUUGCAUUGACUUGUUGCUUUAGAUCAUGGAGAGCUCGUUGCUUUGUCCUUUGAUACUCUCAGUUUGCCUUUUGGCUUUCUCUUUAAUAUGAGAACCUCUAAAUUCUAGCACUUUGUUAUUGAAUUUUUGGGUUUGAAACAAAAAAUAAGCAAAAGGUCAGUACUUUCUUGAAAUUGUUUCUUUUCUGUCAAAAAGUGUUCGGAAAUUUUGUUUUGGUCAUUCACAAUUCAAUAUGUUGUUGAAUUUUCUUUGUAGCUGAUGUGAGAGUUUACCAUCCUUUUCAAGAUUUCUUGAUGGUUAAAUCAAAUGAUUUCAUUGACUUAUAUUCUAGUCUGCCUUCCCCCUCUCUCUCAUGUUAUGUGUGAUAAAGUUUUUGAGUAUUUGGGAAAUUUUUGCACUGGAAUUUGGUUCCUCUCUGAGGAAUAUACAGAAUUCUUAAGGCUGCAUCGUUCCAGAAAAAUUGUGAGGUUGUCUGUUUCUUUCGGGGUUAUGAAGUGUUUUUGUUUCUGUGGUAAAGAGAAGAAUGAUGAACCAAAAACUACAAAGUCUAUUUCAGUUCGGUCCGCCACAUCUGUUUCCAUGUCAGUAGAUCAUGAUAUGAGGAGAUCUGGGUCUGAGUUUAAUUCUCAGAAUGUUUCAGAUUUUAGCACAGAAUCCUCCACCAAGAACUCGUUUGCUGCUUUGUCUCAAAGACAAAGUAAUCUCAGAGAGUUCACAUUCUUGGAGUUGAAGACAGCAACAAAGAAUUUCAGCCGCUCCCUGAUGAUUGGAGAAGGUGGAUUUGGUGGUGUGUAUAGGGGUGUAAUCCGAAGCACAGAUGAUUCCCACAAGAAAAUUGAUAUUGCUGUUAAACAGCUCAGCAGAAGAGGGUUGCAGGGGCACAAAGAAUGGGUGACAGAAGUAAAUGUUCUAGGGGUAGUUGAACACCAAAAUCUUGUCAAAUUAGUGGGUUACUGUGCUGAGGAUGAUGAAAGAGGAAUACAGAGGCUACUGACAUAUGAAUACAUGCCCAACAGAAGUGUGCAGGAUCACUUGUCAAGUCGGUUUCAAACGACUCUUCCUUGGGCCACCAGAAUGAAAAUUGCCCAGGAUGCCGCUCGAGGCUUAGCAUACCUGCAUGAAGGAAUGGAUUUUCAGAUUAUCUUCAGAGAUUUCAAGUCCUCAAAUAUACUUUUGGAUGAGCAUUGGAAUGCAAAGCUGUCAGACUUUGGGUUGGCCAGACUAGGGCCUUUAGAUGGAUUAAGCCAUGUCUCAACCGCGGUUGUAGGAACCAUUGGAUAUGCAGCCCCUGAAUACAUUCAAACCGGGCGCCUCACAGCUAAAAGUGAUGUGUGGAGCUAUGGAGUUUUCCUUUAUGAACUCAUAACAGGUAGGCGUCCUUUGGAUCGGAAUCGCCCCAAGGGUGAAGAAAAACUCUUGGAAUGGGUCAGGCCACACAUCUCUGAUAUAAAGAAGUUCAGGUUGAUUUUGGACCCUAGGCUCGAAGGGAAGUACUCCCUCAAGUCUGCUCAUAAACUUGCAGCUGUAGCCAACAAAUGCUUGGCACGGCAGGCCAAACAACGCCCCAAAAUGAGUGAAGUCCUAGAAAUGGUGAACCGAAUUGUGGAAGCAACUGAUAUGGUAAGUCCCCAACUCCCUAUGAAGAGUUCAACUCCAAAAGAUGUUUCUGAAUUAUCAAAAAGAGAGCGCUUGAAAAGAAGGUUUGUUGAUCUGAUAACUGGGGACAAAGGGUGUUUGGUUUGGCGAACAUGGAGACCAAAGAUCGUUAGGACUUAUUAAGCAACUACAGUUGAACUUGGUUGAAUUCUGUAAAUUACUCUUCCAAAAACAAUUGUAAAGAUUUCUUUGAGAUAGCCAACUGCAUCUGCAUGUAUUAUGUACAGGCUCUGCUUUGUUUAGGAAGUUUUGAAACUACCUAAUUUGAGCUCAUACUUUUCUCAAAGCUUAAAAGCUUGAUAGAGUGGAGGCUUGCCUUCAUGUAUGUUGUGAUGAAAGCUUAAUUGCUUGAAAACAGUAUUUGCUGGACUCUCUGCCUUGAUUUAGAUCGAUAAUUAGUUAAAUAAAAAUGCUAAUUGAAAGACAUUACUAAUGAUUUCUUAAAGUUGUUAAAACACUAAAG